GAAAUUCGGACUCACUUCCAAUACUUAAACAGUGUGUUUGUGGUCUUGUAGUCUUCUUCUCCCGGUGCUGUUAAGUGUGCCCGAGAAACCCAUCAUGGAGGAAUACGACCUGCUCAUCGUCGCGGAUGCGACAUACUCGAUGAACGACUAUCUCGCCUCUCUGCAUAUUUCACUUCCGCAGAUUAUUUCUAUCUCCGCUCUUACUGGGUGUUUCUCGAGAAUAGGAAUCAUCGCCUACCGCGACUACUCCGACUCUAGGUACCUCGAAUUCUCAGGGUGGAUGAACCAAACUCCUAGAGUUAAUCACAAGGCGCAACCCGACCUUGUGGCUUUCGCGCGGAGGAUAGAGGCCAGGGGUGGUGGUGACUUUCCAGAGGCUGUUAAGACUGCUCUAGCCAAAGCAUACUCUGAGAUGCGACCGAAUGCGCAGACAUUGAUUCUCUUAUAUACGGAUGCACCUCCACAUACUAUAGACCUUGAUGCUGAUGCCUACGACAAUGCUGCGAGGGAGAAGAACGCGCUUUCGGAUCCUACUUCAUAUAAGGGGGCUGGUCCACUGUUUAUGGAUUGGGUAUCCGCCACUGGUACUCUCGCUACUGGAGAAAAGCGUGCGCAGGUUUUCGCUGUCCUUGAAUGUGGUAUGAGGCCCCAUACUGUGCCAUACUAUAACUUUCUUUGCACGCGAACAGGCGGGGCCUGUAUCAUGCUCGAUAGCUCGGAUCCAGAAUCCAUUUCUAAAACAACAGUAGAGCUCCUUCUAUCAUGGAUGCAGGUUGAGAAAGCCACACUUGCAGACCCAGCUCAAACUUUGCGUGGACAGCUCUGUCGCUACAAUUCUACUAAAGGUAUAGAGGAUCUCAAGGAUGACGAGGACCCGAAAUCGCGGGACUUUUUUCCUUUCCCAUAUUCCAAGCCUGCGCCCGCGUUGAAUAACACAAGGAAGGUCAAGCUGAAUAUGGCUGUUGUAAAAGAAAGCCUGCCUAAGAAGCCGACUCCGGCGCUUGAUCCUGCAGAACGUUGGUCUAAGGAUGUAGCGUACCAGCAAAGUGCGUCACAACAUUUGAUGAGAAUUAUCGAGGAAGAUAUCGAUGCAAUUACAAUCAAUCCCGUGUUUGGCAGUCUCUGGAGAGCUGUCUCUAGCGACAGAAGCAACCCCCAGCGAGAUAUGUUGAUUGAGGCGUUUGGCAAACAGGUGGAGCGCCUUCCCAAUGGCGACAGGAAGGAAAAAAUGAAGCAAUGGUUGGAAGAGUCUUACAACUUCUCUGCAGAGAUCCUGUCCAUCAUCGAUCGUGUCCCGGCAACGGAGCGAUUCCCGUGUGUAUUCCGGGACCCAACAGUCAACUUCUCGCAGGUAGCGACUGGUUCAGGAGGCGAAGCAGACAAUAAGACUGUUACUCAGUUGACUAGAUCUGAGCUUCUAGAAAUUGGCAGAUCUUGUGACCCCCGAGUUUUGCGCCGUCUGGGGGGAAUUCUCACUUGUCUUACUUAUGUUGAAAAUGCAAGCCAGAUGCCCGAGCACAUAUCUAGAGCAAGCAAGGAGCAGGUUCCCAUGAUACCGCUCGCGCUGUCGACUGAAACUUAUAAUCGGCAGUUCUGGAAAAUCCUCCUUCAUACCAUCGUGCCUGGCACAAUGUUGACGGGCCGUGCUGCGGCCCUUCUCGCGGCUCUUGCCCUCCGCUUAGGAAUCAAGCCGCUUGCUGAGGCGGCAGGGCGCGAGAUGUCCAGCUUUAGGAACAAAUGGAACACCGUGGACAUUCCGGAAACCUGGGCAGUCAGCUGCUUGACACUGCUGCUGGAAGCCAAUGCAGCAUAUCAGAAGGAACUAAAUGAGCAGCAAGAAGAGCCAGGCAAACAACGAUCUCUUUUGAAUGACAAAGAUAUCCUUUUAUUCAAGCAACUGGUAGCUUUCAAAACUCUUGAAUACAAUCUUGAUACCCCUCUGAUCGCUCGUGUUGCAUGGACACCUGACAAGUCAGUUUCCACAAUCGGACCUUUAGUGACAUGUCAGAAGUGUCAAUAUCCCAGAUCCGUGACCAUAAUGGGACCAGACGGGCAAUGUGGAAUCUGCCUCGCCCAAUUCCAGACACCUGAGGAGUACGAGACAGCCGUCAAUGCGCAGGUUGCUCGUGGAAUAACUGCCGAGUCCAAGGCUACCUGGGUAGAAUGUGCUAUAACGUCAUGCCGAGCGCAGUACGUUGUCUACAAUGUUGAAGACCUCAGAGUUCGCCCAAAGUGCCACUACUGUAGGUUUGGGAAAGAGCUCGCCCCAGUUGUUGAGUGUAAGCUGUGUCUGAAUCGUAUGAUUUGGCCAAGCAUAUAUCGACCGCCGUCCUUCAACCGGUGUGAAUUUGUUUGUCCCGCCUGCACCUCUGGCCCGGAGGCCGAUGAAGAUAUUGAAACGACCGCGAGGAAACUCGCCCUAGAGAAUACGAUGUCCUGGCUGGUACGAGACCUCGAGGAUCAAGAAACCUCUCCGUUCACAAAUCGUUCUCCCUUCCAUACCAUAUCCACCAUGGGAACCGAAGGAUUCAUGCGUCGCAUCCGCCUCUUCCCUGAGCUCGUUGCCCCCCUGACUCAAAGGAGAAAGCAGAUUCGUAAUUCUCAUGCUUUAAUAUCCACCCUCAAGGGCCUUGUAGCCAGUCGAAAGACUGCCAAGACACACUGCUCUCUAUGCUUUUCUGAAUUCCGGCCCGCUGCUCUGGCUCUCGCGUGCGGCCGACGAGGCUGUCUCCAGCAAAUUUGUGCUUCUUGCUCAGCUGCAUGGUAUGGGAGUAACGCGUGCGGGCGCAUCAUUAACACUGCGGCGCUUGGCUGUCCCUUCUGCCGACGACUACCAACCCCGCGCGUACUCACCAAGUACGGAAAUGGAAUCCACGCUGUCAGGGAUCUCACUCGCGCUGUCCAGGACUCGGGUACUUGGAUCCACGCAUGGUGCUCGGAAUGUUUCACGGCAAAGGAGUAUAUGGGACGAAGCUGUGCUCGUGGCAUGCCACCCGAGAUCACUGAUUGGAAAUGUGAGAGUUGUCUUGAGGAGUUGCGCAGGAGGGAUGAACAACAAGCGCAGGACGCAGAAGCAGAGAGGAUCAGCAAGAUCAAGCCAUGCCCGAAAUGCGGAACUAUGACGGAAAGGAUCUCGGGGUGUGGUCAUAUCACCUGUGAAGUAGAAGAGUGCGGCGCUGAGUGGUGCUAUUUUUGCGGAAAGGCAUACUCGGAGGACCAGAUUUACAAUCACAUGGACGAGGUUCAUGGGGGGAUCUAUUGCGAGGAUGAUGAGGGUGGUGAGGAUGGUGACUAUGAUGAGGAUGAAUGAUUUGAUACCCAUAAAUAGGACGCACAUAUCUCGUUAUUGUUAUUUUAACACUGCCAGUUUAUUGUUACCUGAACUCCAGGUCAAAAUUCCAGAAAAAGCCAGAG
Messenger RNA from Aspergillus ochraceoroseus IBT 24754, 3414 nucleotides. RefSeq lists its product as uncharacterized. The record is from RefSeq and is a predicted model, not a curated record. Lineage: Eukaryota; Fungi; Ascomycota; Eurotiomycetes; Eurotiales; Aspergillaceae. The coding region runs from base 95 to 3310 and encodes 1071 amino acids. The transcript has a single exon.